AAAAGGCGAAGCCUCGCUGCGGCAACGUCGGCAUCGCCUAUCGCGCGGUGUUUGUUUCUUCGGCGACGCGGACGAUAUGUAAAAUGAUCUCCAGUCAAAUGCCAUUCUCAGUGAAGUUUCCCGGAUAAUGCAAUGGGUUUAGGCGCCCUGCGUUGCGAAUUUCGUGCUGCUAAGUUGAACGCCUCGCUGGUGAUCGUCGUCUGACCCAAAUCGUGCAGUUUACCCGGCACUUCUUUUCCUUUUUUUUUUCCGAUUUUCAAGGCAUUGCGAUGUAUGCUUUUUGCGCUGUUAGUUGCAGUGAUGUAGACUGCAAUGCACGCGAGUGUUAGUGUAAGUGGGGAGACACUGCACAACAAAGACAACGUCAUUCAAGGCCAGCUGGAUGUACCGCUGUCGAGCAUCGGCCUUGAGCAGGCCGAGCUGCUGGGCAAGCACCUGCAGCAACAGAGGUUCACCCACGUCUACAGCAGCGAUCUGUCGCGUGCCAAACAGACUGCCAUGUCGAUUCUGGAAAAGAAUCGGGUGACUCCAGGGCCUAUUAUCGAAGACCAGCGGCUACGAGAACGGAAAUUUGGCACAGUGGAAGGCCAAAGCUUCGGCUACCUGAAGGAGGCAUCCAACAAGGCCAACCAAUCAGUGAGCUCCUUCACACCACCAGGUGCCGAGACGCUAGACCAGGUACGGAAGCGUGCCGUCUCCUUCUUCGAAGACCUCUGCCAGCUUCUGCGCGGGGCAUAUUUGACAGAAGACCAGGAAAACCUGAGCCCCAGCAAACGUAAACGCGAAGAGCAGACUCCUUCACUGCCGUCAUCGCUGAGCAGCUCGCCGUCUGCGUUCCCACCUUCCCACAAUUCUCCAUCAUCAGCUACGACGCCCUCUUUUGCCGACGAACUCAUCCGCGCAGCGCUCGGCCCAAGCACUGAUGAUGCUAGCAUUGCGGCGACAGACCCAGCCCCCAACGUCUCUCUCUCCCCACUCGUUGAGCAGUGGCCCGCCACCAACCCACCGCGGAAGCUCUCGGCUUGUAGUUCGUCGGACGAAGGCGACGGUGUUGGGGGUGGGGGAGCGCUGCUGGCAAGCAUCCUCGUCGUGAGCCACGGGGCCCUCCUCCGCGAGAUGGUCCGGCACCUCGUCGAAGACCUCGGCUGCUGCGUUCCCGGCGGCCGUAGCCAGGCCCUGCGCAUCAGCCCCAACGCGGGCAUCUCCAAGUUCACCGUGUCAGGCCCACGCGACCGGCCGCGCAUCGUCUGCCACCUGAUUCACGACAGGCAGCACCUCAUGGGCGGAAGCGCCUGUCCGAUCGUGAGCAGCGGCGAGUCAAUACCACGGCGGCGAGAAAUGCCUCCGGCUGGCCUUUCGGCAGAUGCUACGGCACUUUAGUAAAGGUGUGGGUGACCAGGGACUGUGAACGGAAUUGUCUCGUUUUUGUGCUGGAAGCACCCUUUGAUUCUGUUUUUCCUUUUUGUGAAGUGGCAGCAGCUGCAGCAUUGGCAUGAAGGUCUUGUGACACUUCAGCACAGAGCUGUGGGUAUGGCUUCCAUGUGCCUCACUGACGGGGGAGGCAGCGAGCUUGUCUGCUGACACAACAGUGCUUUAGGAGGCAGGCAACAGUGACGGGUCCGUGUUGUUUUUAUGAUGGAUGUGCAUUGCCUAUUUUGUUUUUACAUUUUUGUGCUUCCACGGGGAAGCAGUAUUUUGCACUCUAAGGAAACAGGACGUCUGCAGCGGGAGCACAAAGCGGUGUUCACUUUGUAGCGCCUUCUUUCAUAUGUAUAGCCGGCAGACGCGAGGGGCACUCAAGCUCUGGGGGUGAGGGGGGGGGGGGGUGUACUGCUGCCAGUCUGCCUCAAUUUUUUUGUUAAAUUGGGGCAUUUGUUUUUGUUUUGGUCAUCUCUGGCACGUGGAAUCAGUAUUUUUCACCUUGUGAGACUGGAACAUUCGACAGUUGAAGGAGUGAGCUAUUGUUAAGCAGCCUUUUCCGGCAGCAUUGUUAACAGUGUAGACGUUGGCCGAAGCUAGCAGCUUUCCAUAGUCAGCAGCGGUUGACCACACUCUCGAGGAUGUUGCACUGUAAUCCGGGGUGACCAAACAGUGCUUCAGGGCCAGUUAACUUGUGGUCCUAUUUCGUGGCACUGGUAUUGCAGAACUGGUCGUUAAUUGUUCAACCCCUGAUCCGCAGCUAGGGCAGUACUUGUUUGCCAAGUUCCUUGGUUCUGUUUUCACAGUAGCUCAGGAGCCUGUGGCUUUUUGUCUUUGUCCCCCCCUCCUAUACAUUCUUUGACGUUUUGUUUUAAAACCAAUGACACUUAUGUCGGAGAAGGAAAUAGGCACAAGCAAUGUUCCAAAGACUUGGCGGUGCAUCACCUGCGACAAAUUUCUCAGUAUAGUGUUCUCAUCAUUAGAAAUUAUUUUAGUGUAUGCAUGGGGACUGUUAUGCACUUUUCCCAAAAAUGCGACUUCCAGAAUGUGGCCGCAAAACAGAAAAAUUUAUGCACUCUUAAAGUUUGCUGCAGGCAUCCCAAUCGCAUACCUGUGGCGUCUGUUACUACGACUAGCACACAAGAAAUGUGCCUGUUAACAAUUUGCUGUCUCGCCACUUGUAGGAUAGCGUUGUACUUGAGGAAUGGUCAGGCAAAGCUUGAGGAAUGUCCAAAUUUCUUUGCUGCAUCUUAUGACGCCUAAUGCAUUGUAGACUAGGCACAACCUAUUUUGACAGUCGGCACUUCGUUCAGACAGUGAAGAGAACCAUCUUAACUAAAAAGUCCUUGGCACAAGUUGUGACAUUUCAUCGCUGCGGUAUUGCGCACUGUAUGCCAUAUUACUUUCUCAGUGCGAAGGCUGUGCCUACUUUUCCAUGUGUUAGUGACAUUAUUAUGGUGUUGGUUAUAUACUGGGUGAUUCAGAAGCAACAAACAAAAAAAUUGAAUGUUUUAUAGUUAAAAACUAAACCAUAAAAACCUGUGGUUUCCAUAUAAUUUUAAACAAGACAUCUACACACUGACAGGUGGCGCUUCAGAUUGCAACAGUGCUUUGGCUAAAAAAAAAUAUCCUUACUUUUUCGGUAAUUUCUUUUUAUCGCCUCGUUUAAUUUUAAACUGGAGCAUGGGGAAACAGAAUGAACUUGUGUGGCAAUUGCAACAGCUGAUUCAAGAUCGCUGUUUCGAGCUGAAUUAGCAUUAAGGAAUUCAGGGACGUUCAUCUUUUCUGUUUAUGCAAGAAAGUUUUUGUGAACAUACAAAGUGGAACGGGUUUCAUGAGAAAAUUGUUACUUUGACCCAAAGUAGCCUCCUGAAACUACAAAAAAGGAACUGUACGAGUCAUCUCAAAAAAGCAUCGUCAUCCAAUUAGUUUUCUAGACCUGCGUGAAUUUUACUUGAACCAUGUAGCUUUGUCUGAGGAGGAUGUACAGAUUUUUGUACGUGUGUGGGCGCGUGUAGUUGGAGCUACUUCUGGGUAGGUGACAAUUUCUUUUUUUCAUUUAUCCAAGAAACCUAACCAAACUUGGAACACAAGGUUUUUUACAGCAGUGUUAAAGUACACUUCGAAUUGGAGCUUCCUUGUACACUUCAAAAUAGCAAACCUCACCUUGUCAACCACACAGUGUAAUUGCUUAGAAAAAAAAAAAAUUCGUUAAGUUUCUACAUCCUUGAAAUCUCCAACAGCACUUUAUAGGGGAGCAAUUAGGUUGUUUCAACUUUGAUUGACACCCAUAAAUUGGUAAUCUUGCUUCAGGAGAUCCUUCAUGCAUUAAUGCCUUGUGCCUGUGCUACACGGGGAAGGUAAAUGCUGUUGUCUUGGACUUCAACUUCCUUAAAGCCAUUUGAUAUAAAGUUGGUGUUGGUCCUGCACUUUUAAUGGCAAGAAAUGCCAUGAUGAUCACGCUGCAGUAACUCCUGCAAGUGUGUUUAGAAUUGCAACGAAUUAUUUUUAAUUAUUCAGGGAGUAAAGAUGCAAGAAAUGCCACUAAAAGCACUAAUAGACACAUCUUAUGUAGGACAAUUUUAGUUUGCUUUAGAAACUUGUCUAGCCAUUACUGCUAACAUUGGGAGCUGAAGUACACAUUCGACGGCCUAAUGAGAUGUGAGAACGCACUACACUGUAACUGGCAUUAAGCUUUGAUGCCAUUAAGUAUAUUUGGUUUGCACUGCAUAAAUGACAUUAAACAUGAAAACUGUUUAACAGUUAAUUUCAUUUCUUGCACCUGUGCAACGCAGUUACUACAGGCAGCCAUCAACAGCGGCUCAACAAGAGAUGCCUCAGACUGGUGAUACAUGUAAUACUUUAAUAUAAGGACUUAUCCUCGUUGAGGGUACUAGGCAGGUUUUUUAAUAUGUCCUCUACUAACACUAGCAUAGUUAAAACAAUAUUGACAGUCCUAUUAGAUAGUGUUCGCUGUGCGUUGCUUACGGUCUGCUGUGCUCAAAUUUCACGCACAGAGGCGGAGGAUUGUGCUGCUUUCGCAAUUUUGAUUAGUGCGUCUCCCAAAGAUGCUAGCGACAUUGAAAAAAAAAAAGAGAAGUUCAUUCACCCUUGCACUUUUUCAAUAAGCUCUGUCAUGCGCUGCGGGCUGCAUUCUAUGCCACGAUGUCGUGUGCUCGCACACUAACAUUCUAACUUGGCAGCUAUGUGCAAGUUAUCAGGGUUCUCCAGUCUUGAGUGGAGCAAACUGUAAAGGCUCGGCUGAAACACUGCUGCAUUACCCAGUGUUUUCCCAACCAGUGUGCAAGAAACAGAACUUUGCAGUUCAGGAAUUACGAAAGAUUGAGCUGUAGCAACAACAUGAAAUGUGUUAGUCAAGUGAAGUGGAGAUAAAAUGUCGCUUUUAAUGGUGCCAGCAACUUGCAAUUAAUAUAUAUAAAGGUCCGUGGCUGGCGUUAUACAAGUCUGUAAAAUGAACUGCCAAAGGGUGACAGGGUAAAUUGGAGAGAUGUACUUCAGCUUAUGGUGACCAUCUGUCUUGUCUUGUAUUUCUGUGCUAUCUGCACCUUCCAGUUUCUGCUUUCCCCUUCCUCCCUUUCAUUAUGGAUUCAGUUUAGUUCAGCAGCUCCGCUAUCCUAUGUGCAAAAAUUUCAUUGGGGUAGAAUUGCAUUGGGUUCGAAGUUGAACUGAGAAAAGGCAGGGUAGGCUAUCACACUGCUUCUUUCUAUUCUGCCUGCUGGAGUAGUUCUUGGCUUGUGUUAUGAAGGCAUUCAAAAAGAAUUAAUCUGGGCUGAGGGUGUCGGUGCUGCAAUCUUCAGGUAGCAUUUUAUAUUAUAGAAGUUUAUAUAGAACUCUUUUACGAGAAUGUGAAAUGAAAUGCCCAUAAUUCCCUUUACACUCUCCCCCCUCCCCCCCCACCCCCGUGUGUCUGGAAUUGGCCACUGUGGUAAUUUCAUCUCCUCUCAUUUCCGUUGUGUUCUAAUGGUGGUAUUGUAUUUUCACUGCAGCUUGUUUCUGUACUGGGUAAGCAUAAGCGUUUCAUAUUUUAGUGGCAUUGUAGAGGCGCUGUAACAUAAAGCUAUUCCAAACUUUUCUAUUUUAAUUCUGCAGUCAGCCCUCUGCGAUUGGUCAAAAAGCUUUUUUGGGCCGCCCCCGCUUCGCCUGUCUGUCAUGCAGCAUCACAAAAACCGCGAUAGCUCCCAAUCUGACAUGAAGUGUACACACUGAUUAUGCAUGAUUCGACCGAACAAAAGAAAAGUAAUUUCUGAUUCGAUUCCUUUUCGCUAUUAACCCUCUGCUAUUGGUCAAAAGGACCUGUGUGUCACUUGACAUCGCGAACAACGUCCGCAUUAUCUGAACACCAAGAUAAAUACCCACUUGCUCACUGCGCCGCCUUCUUUUGUACCGUGGUAAGUGCAACGUCGCGGGAUCAAAUUCCAGCCAUGGUGGCUGCACUUAGAUGAAUGAAAUGCAAAAACACCUGUGUGUCGUGCAUUGCGGGCACACCAAAGAACUUCUGGUGGUCAAAAUUAAUCCGGAGUCCCCCACUACGGCAUGCCUCAUAAUCAAAUCGUGGCUUUGGCAUUUAAAAAAAAACAUAAUUCCUUUUGUACCGUUGUGAUAUUGCGAGGUGACAGUUGGUGUAAAGUCGCAUCUUUUCGCUUUUGGUCGGCGUGCACUUCUGCUUUAUUCUGCGACAUGCCUCCUCCCAGCCACAUCAUUUGCCAACAUACUUCUAAACCAAUAAAUCAAUCAGCAAUUGACGAACGAAAAACAGCGCGCACGCAACAAGCGAGAAAGAGCCAGAGAUUUCACCACAGCGCAGAGGCAUCUCGGCCUUUGUCCCCGUUUCGGACACGUGCACAAUGUUUUCCAUUCAUCGAAAAUGCAUUAACAAGUCCAAGUCUCUACCGAAUGAGUCGUGCUUCACUGUAAAGCCGGACAGAACCUGUAUUACUCAUGCGUGCUCAGCUUCAGUGUAGUGUCCUUUACUCCUGCAAAGCACAGUUUCUUCUUUUCUGUAGAACUCCCUGAUGUAAACUUUAGCAUAAAUGCUGUGUUAUAGCAAGGUUUCUCUCUUUCUCUGCAUUCAUGAUUGACUGACUCAUUGAUCGGAGUUUAACAUCUCGGACCAACAUGGGCCACGAUAACUCCCACAAUGGUGGGCUCUGAUAAUUUUGGCCACCUGGGGUUCUUUGACAUGCGCGCGAGGCUUGGUGCAGUCAGCAUCCAAAGUUCUCGGACAGUGGGAUCCAAGAAAAACAUAGUUUCUGAGCAUUGAGUAACUGCAGACUGUAGAACCGUGCAGCAGUAGGUUGUUUGCAUAUUACUAGUAGAGGCUUAUUACUAGUAGAGAUGGGAAAGUAGAGGCUAGAAAUAAACACCAGACUGCCGAAAUAUUCGGCUUUAGAUCGGAUCGCACGGUCUGUAGACUUGACACCGACUGUAUGCGAGUGUUUUUGCAUACCACCCCCAAUCGGAACGAACGCAGCCACGAUGGCUCUGAAUCAAACCCACGACCUUGUGCUUGGCAACAGGACCCCAUAGCUGGUAAGCGACCUCGACAGGCUGGCCCUCCGUUCUGAAUUGAAGCAUUUGCCUACACACUAAGACUCUUCUGUAACCAUUCUCUUGCACUUAAUUUGGGAACUUCGGUAUCUGCAGAUUUUCACACAUUUAGUUUUCUGCCUAGUGAUUUGCGAGCCGAGCCAGUAAAGGUUGGCCGUUGUUACGUGGAGUACUUGCCAGAAGACUAGAGUUGGUCAUUGAGAAGGCAGAAGUGGGCAAAUUAAAGUGUUCUUAAUUUUAGAAACUGUGUUCCUGGUUCAUGUUCAUGAUAGCGUCAAACACAGAAAGAGGCAACUUGCAGAACUGCUCACACCUCUUUGCGAGUACUUUGCCAGUAUGGGUAGCACUCUGGCUGUAUUAUGGGGCAGUUAUGUUCCAUUCGUAUUGGCUGCCAUGCCAAUUUUGCCAAUCCUGCAAUUGUCCUUGGUUCAUGUUCAAUCUCUUGGUUUAUGUUUAUAUGAUACAGGCACACAGGGAAACUACAACAUUCAGACCUGGCUGCUCACACCUUUGGGAACUAUGAAUAGCACGGGAAGCACCGUGAUCGUAUUUCGUAACAGGGAGUUUUAGAUUAGGUGCAUGCAAAUGGGUUUGGGUACCCAAAGGGACCUUUGCAUAUGCAAAGCACCACAUCCAGCUUGCAUUCUUUUAGACCCCUUUGGGGUUCUUUUGUAUACCUUUUUUCCUUCUUUUGUAAGUCUGGCAGUUGCGGACGCGAAAUAUAAAACUCCUUAACGGUUAUUGUCCAGUCGUACCAGCCAUCUUGCCACUUCUGGUAGACCCAGCAAUUGUUCUUUAUUCAUCUUUAUGAUGAAUGCAGACAUGGAAAAAAGAACAUGCAAAACUAACUACUCGCCCCUUUGCGAGUGCAUUGACAGUAUUCCAUGGAAGCACUGCGGCCAUAUUUCGCAACUGUUGCAUUCUGUUCAUGCCAGCCAUUGGGCUAACUUUGCCAAUAGUGACAACAAUGAUAGCGAGACCAAGAGCAGGCUCUUCGUAAAAGGCAGCAACGAGUGGAUCCUGGGAAGAAGUCGCAAAAUCUAGACCCCGAUUUUGGAGGUUUGGGAUUUGAUUAUGCGCAGUUAAUUACUGUAGUAGUUCUAGCCCACAGGAAUUUUAUUGUGCAAAACUGGCAACAUGUAAUGACUGUAACGGCCAGAUAAAUUUCUUCCGUCUGCUUCCUUACUGUGAUGUGCCAGACCUGGCGUAGCACCAUACAGUUAGUACCUGAUUGACACAAAGCCGCAAUUUCAGUCACGUCCACAGGAGACAAGAUUGUGGUUCAUAUUGUAUGGUGAUGUGUUUUUACAGUUCCGUUAGUGUGUCUUUGUGUUUUUUUCUCAGUGUUGAAAUUUGUUGUUACUGCUGAUACUGCUUUGAAUGCUUUGCAACUUUGAUGUUUGCCGACUGUGUUUUGCAGUAUCUAGCUUGGUUACAUUGUGCCAGAAAGAUUACCGAUCUCCUCUUGCCGAAUGGCUGUGCUAUGCAUGGGGCCCCACUUGGUUUGUUAUCCUGGGAAAGACAUCAGAAUGAGAAACUUGGCUGUCUUGAGCAACUAAAUGCUUAUGAAAUCUAAGAACACCCGGCAUUACUGCAACUACCAUCUUUAAAGCACAGCCAUUUGAAACUGCUUUAACAUGUAGGGGGCUUUUCAGAGGAAUGUGUGUCAGAAGUGCAAAAACAGGUUGGAUAUCUGGGGAAGUUGUUUUACUCGUGAAAAUAGCAAAGCGGACAGUGAUAUGCAGAUAUGUACUUGCAUCUUCUUCAUGUUUAGCAGCUGUCUGUCAUCCUGCUUUCACUAUGAGAGGGCAAGAAAGUAAAAAGCAGGACAAUGUGGUACUGUGGGGAUAUUCUAAUUGAUAAAACUUGUUGCCAAUGUUGCAGCAACUCUGGCAUUGAGAUGUUGGUUCGUGCUGUUCCCAAAAAAUGUGCAAACUUUUGCACGAGUGAGUACGUUCGUAAUGGCGUCAUUUUAUCUGUCAACAGGCUUCCUGGAUAUCUUUGUUUUUCUCCUGACCAACUCCAGAAGUUUAGUUUUGAAGACUAUCACUGGGAAAUACCUUGUUCUACUGCCUUCUGGCUUGUACUUGGAAAAAGUUAAGAAUAUAUGUGCUUUGGUGUUCGGAUGGCAUGUGUGUUGCUCCAUUAGCAGUCCUGUUUUCAUUUAGAAAGCGUCUUUCAUGCUUUACUCUGCUCAUGCUACACAGCUUUUUCCUGCACUGUUUCAAGUUUCUUAGCAACAGGAGCAGUACUGCAAUCUGUAGCCCAGAGAGGGAAACCACCCUGUAUUUAUUUUCUGCGGCGUGCAUUUUGCCCGAGGUGGCACCACUGUUCCUUAUUCCGAGAUUACUUUCUUUGAAUCCAGCAUCGCACUUCUGGUUUAUGGUGCAUAAAAUGGACAAGUACUGCAUUCAAACGUAUUGAACGAAGCCCUCGAAGUUGAAGUUUUGAGUAAAAGUUAAAGUGGGGCAAAUAAGCCAGCAGGACUAGCCGGAAUGAGCCAUCCAUACUGGCCUUUGCCAUGGACGCAGCACACUGUACUUUUUUACUUGAAAGCACUUUGCAAACUAUAGAACAGGGCCACCAUACUUGGCAGCAACCAUUGCACCAUCUGGAGCAUUUGCUUCCAGACAAAGUUCCGUGCUGUCAUGUUGAGCAAUGUGUUGUAUUCGCAGUUAUUGUACCUAGGCCUAACAGUUCUUCAGUGCAAGAUACAAGUAUCAGAUGUGAGAAAAUAGCAAAUUUGCCGAGUCAGUAAUGGAACAUUAUGCAAAAAGGUGCUGCAAUAACAAGCAGGUGAGAACAUGAGCAGAUGACACAAGUGCUGACAGCUAACUGAAAGGAUUGCAUGAGAAAAACGGCAUACAUAUGAGCACAGAGUUAAUACGCCAAAAGCAUUGCACAUUGCAGACUCGCACCGGACAACCGGGGCACAAAAAGCUAUUUAGUGAGGCCCACAUAAGACAUAUCUCCUUUUCUAGUGUAUUCUCAGAAGUCUCGGAAGCACACAUGGCUGCUUCCUUGCAAAUAGAGGAGGCUUCUACAAUAAUGAUAAAGAUAAUGAUGUCCUUAGAAUUCUGCAAGCUGGUUUACAGUACAUAAGUGUUUUAUGCUAGCCCUUUAUAGUCUUAUUGUGUCUUAAUUUUUUCAAGCACUUCUGUCUGUACAUUGCUUUUCCUAGCAAAUAUUUAGUUACCAGUCACUGGUUAAUACUGUUGGACAGGCUUGUGUGCUGCGUUUGCGACUGAUGUUACACCAGCACAAAGUCAAACAAGACAUCAAGAUACAAGAGAGAAACCAACAAACACUGGACUACAACUGAAAUCUACUUCAUCCUUUAAGUGCUGGCAAGAAACCAAAAAAUGCAUUUGGAAAAUGACUUGUUUAUUUAUUGCACAUCUGGAUAUCAAAUUUUUUGGCGAUUCGAAAUGUACGAUGUGGGGGUAGUCAAUUCACAGCUUGUGUUUAAAUACACAAAUAAAGGCGCUGGUGGAAGGUUCCGUCCAUCUAACUUCGUUCAUUGCCAUGCUGUAUCAUCAGUAGGUGAGAUCAGAGUCACUGGAUGUGUCUAUAGCACAGCAAACACUGCCGUCACUGUCAAUGCUUUCAUGCAGCAGCAAAUUGUCUCCACAGCUUGAUGACUCAAUCAAAUGACAGCUACACUUUGGUGAUGGGUGCGGUAACACGCGAGUAGCAGUCGCCAUUUUUAAGACCCCUGCUGGACGAACCUGGAAGAAUGGAGUCUGUAGGCCCCCUAGCGGCCAAAGAGGGAACUUACCAGAACGUCAAAAUGGAUUGGACCAACCCGGUCCGUUAUUGGCACUUUGUGUCCAAACUUGUGGAUAAGACAGCGUUAUUGCUGUGCAUGCGGGCCAUUUAUCCUCCCUCUGAUUAUUGAUACUCCAUUUCCUUGUGAUACCAUUAGAAAGGGGACUAAUGCAAUUAUCACCUUUUGGGAGGCUAAAGACCUUGCAGGCCAGCCGUUAGCUUUUCAAAAAGGGCAGCUGUUCACAGGAAGAUAGAGGCGUGAAGUGAUCAACGCCGGUUCAACGAAGAAUAUUGCUGGAGCCAAUGUUUUGACAAGUGAGAAAGACGCACUGCCUUGUUGAAAGGUUGACUUCAUUGACAUUCCUUGUUUGACGAGCGUUGAGCACAAUCGGUUAGGUCCCAAUUUAAACUGAUGCAGCGUAUGUGGGUUAUCAAAACGCAGACAUCCUGAUCAGCAAUCGGUAGGGUUGUGCGAACAUUCGAAAUUUUCAAAUAAUGAAUCAAAAAUUGGCCUCUUUGAAUCCUGUUGUCACUUUUCGUAAGUACAAGUAUUUUUCUAAUAAUUUUUUUAAUGCUUCAAAAUAUCAACUGUGUGCAAACAGAUAUUAGGUUGGACCAAAAGUAUAGAGAGUUUCAUCCCCUAGGGCAUAGUACAGGCAUGAAACGGAAGAACUUGCUUAGGGGAGCAGGCAAUGCUGUUCAGGGAGCCAUACCUUACCAGCCAUUUAGUGAUCAUUCACAUUCGCUGAAGAGUCCCGUGCAUGUGAAGAAACUGCCUCAUCCGUUCCUAAUCCUCCAUUUCCUCAUUCGACAACGCUUCAACACGUGCUAACAAAAUGAAUGCCAGGAUUUGCGCAUCAUUUUAGAUCAAUAAUGAAAACGGCUGUUCAUUGUUCAGAGAGUGUUCGAUUCGCUUCUGGCUCUGUUCGAUUCGUAUUCAAUUCAUCAAGAUGGCAAGUUGGGCCUGUUGGUUACGAUUCAUUGUAAAGUUUGUAACAGCCCAACACAAGACACGGACAAAAGGACAACGUAUUCAAUUCAGUGUCUACAAUUAGUUUGCGCACCCCUAGAAAUAAGCUGGAUGUCGUGGCACUGUUGUUCCUACUGCGUGCGUCUGGCAUUUUCCUGGCCCAUCAUUUAGACACGGACACCAACGGCAUUUAUUUUUGUGUUGCAUUUGUGUCCUGUUUGAUUUUGUGCUGGUAGCAUUUAUCAGCUUUCCUUUCAGAGUCCUUGUUUCUUUAGCACUGUCUAGCUGUAGAUGGACCUUUUUCUUCCCCCCCCCCCCCCACCCAAUUUUUUUUUAUUGAGUGCACUGUGUAGCAGUGCCACCUUGGAACCACUAUGCUGUUCUUGCAGCAGAUGGCACCACUUGCACUGCAGUUAUAGUUCCAUGCAGUGAACUCGUCAGUACACUGAUGCCGAACUGCACCUCUGUAAGGCUUCAAGAGUGUGCUUCUGUACUGUGACGUUUGUUGAGAGUGCAGAAUGUGAGUGAAAUGUACUGUUGUGCCAGAACGAAAUGAGGACGCGAAGAAACGAGUGGAACACCUUGCAUGGGGUGAUCCAAAAGUAGCAUAAAAAGUAAAAGCUUAAUUAUUUGACAGAUAUAGGUAGUAGAAUGAAGCAACUGUCACAGAAAUGCUACGAAAGACUGAUUUUCUCUCGUAAAAUAUUUUCAUGCUAAAAUCAUUUGUCACUGGCAGGUUGUGAUAUAGGACUUUAGUGCUGCUGUCACAACUGAAGUGCCUCCUGGCAGUGCCUUUGAAGGCAAUAAAAUUGUUUCUUAAAAUCAUUUAGACGUUUUUGUUUAAUGCAUUCUCUUCUUAUAGUUCAAAAAUUAUGGGAUGUUUGCUUUUCUGUUGCUUUUGGAUCGCUGAAAGUAUGCUUAGUUACCAGAGGUUUGCAAUAUGUGACGAGGGGGUAAUACAGGGAUAAAUGCACUCUGACCCCAACAAUUGGCACCACCAUCACGCAUACACUGGCAAAUGUCCACAUUUCACUCCGGCGAGGUAGUCUAGCUGGUAAGAAUGGCAUACAUCCAUCUUACUUAGUCAAGCAAUAAUGCGUGCAGAUUGUAUCUGUUUGUUCUGCUGCAGAUCAGAAAUAUGGCAUCAGGUUGCUGAGUGCUUGUUUAAAGUUGAUUGGUGUGAUGUUGUCUGGAUGCAUGCUUUAUCAUAAGUGAUGUCUUUGGGAUGUUGGCUACAAAUGUUGACAAGAAAAAUAUGAACUGCGUGCUUGCGUUAAUACGACACUUUCUCACUAUCAGUAUUUGGUAGACACUGAAUGCUGCAUUUCUUUGGAAUAUUAAUGUAUAGUUUAACGUUAGUGCUUGGGGGCAUUAUAACAGUUACCUCGUUACAUAGUUGGGUUGCCAAUGUGAUGAACACUGUUUCUGUCACUUGCAAAUCAAAUGCUCCGAGUCGGCGGCUUUCCCACAGUACGAGUUCAGAGAAGUGUUUCUCGCAAAUCGGUGGUUUUCGUUGCCACGCUAAUUUGUGCGCAGUGGAGCGUGUCAGCGUGAUGACUCCCGGUGCCUUGCUUGCACUCUUCGUGUGGAAUACUGCAUGAAAUGGUACGAAUCGCUCUACUAGGCUUUGUAAGGAAAUAUUUCACAUCUUCGAGUCUUGCUUCUACAUUGCUGUGGACAGCUGGAUACGGGUGACAAGAUGGAGGAAAAGAGAAAAUGUGAUUGUUGGCGCUUUUCUUUUUUUUUUCGUGUACAAUGUGUUAAGGCCUGCGAACGACAUGUGCCGUUGGUUGUGGCCAUGCCUAUUCAACGUGCUCCAUAACAAGCGGAAUAGGCAAAAAUUCAGUAAUUUGAACAGUGUAAACAGUAGCAAGGAGCACUUUUCCCAGAAAUACUCAAUGAAAUAUGGAAUCUUUCUUCCUUAAUUGCAACAGGAUUAGUUAGAUUUUUCUCCUACAGGUGGUGCUGUUGCCACUUGAUGUGACAACUGAAGUACCAUCUGUUUGGUGACAAACAACGGCUCUUGCUAUCGAAUUUUGGUAAAUGAGUGCCACAUUCUUCUGUGUGCUUCUGAGAAAAACUGCAUCAGGCAUUAGCCUAUACUUUUCAAAUUGGGUGUAAUAUUUUUGUUUGGAUCACCCUGUACAUAGUUGCAGUUUUAUUGUUACUGCUGACAGUCCUGGUGUGCUGCUUGGAGUUUCUUACAGUGCCACUGUUCUGUUUGUGCUUCUUAUUUUCUUUCCUUUUUAACCAUAGACCUGGAUCAGUUCUGAAUGGAGCAUGUUCUGCUGCUAUGCUGUUUUUACAUGGCUGCGUUCAGCUGUCAGUUUCUUUAUGACAGGCACACACAGGAAGCUUUGUGAUUUUACAAAUUGCCUACUGAAAGGGCUGCUGUUCUUUUUUUCACAACCCUAAUAAAAAAUGCUUCAUUGUCA
Molecule: messenger RNA, 14160 nt
Organism: Dermacentor andersoni
Lineage: Eukaryota; Metazoa; Arthropoda; Arachnida; Ixodida; Ixodidae
Product: fructose-2,6-bisphosphatase TIGAR-like
Biological process (GO): negative regulation of glycolytic process; regulation of pentose-phosphate shunt
Cellular component (GO): cytosol
Molecular function (GO): fructose-2,6-bisphosphate 2-phosphatase activity
Source: RefSeq, a predicted model, not a curated record